CUGAACCUCUUUCCUGCAUCCGGGCCUGGGUGGGCUGGCUCUCAAGCCUAGCAAGGGGCAUGGAGGUCCGCGGCGAACCCCAGUCCGGCGCGAGCUGUUCGUCGUCCCCCCGGGACGGCUCGGCGGUCUCGGUGUCCAAGGAGCUGCUGACAGCCGGGAGCGGCGGCCGCGGAGGUAUAUGGGACAGGUUACUCAUCGACCCCAAGCGUAACUGCAGAAAAAAUUCCACUCUUCAAACAGUUCGGAUAGAGAGGAGUCCCUUAUUGGACCAAGUACAGACCUUUCUGCCCCAGAUGGCUCAGGCGAAUGAAAAGCUAAGAAAAGAAAUGGCAGCCGCACCACCUGGUCGUUUCAAUAUUGAAGAUAUUGAUGGGGCUCUUGGAAAAGUUAUACAAAUGGACGUGGCCUUGUUUGAGAUGAAUCAAGCCGAGUCCAAAGAAGAGGACAGUUCAGAAGAGAGUUCGCAAGACAGCUCGGAGGACAGCUCAGAAUCUGAGGGGGAGGAUGACAGCACCUCUUCUGAAGUCACCAUAGAUAACAUUAAGCUUCCUCAUUCGGAAGACGGAAAAGAUCUCAUCUGCCAAGGGACUGGCUUUGCUCAGGAUAUAGGCCCGAGAAUUGAAACGAUCAUCUCCAAGUGGAUUGAGCUGAUGGAAUUUGUCCCCUCAUGUUUUAGAACUCUCUUUUAACUCUUUUUUCCCACUCCUCACAUUAGCUCAAGACAUCUUGUAAAUACUCUGAAGGUAAUUCUCAAGGUUCUUUCUGGUAUUUCCCAUUGCAAAUUGGAACCAGCUCUUCUGGGCUGUGCCUCACGAAAUGUACGAGGAAUCGAACAGAUCUGGAAAUGAGACUCCUCAGCUGGAAAGGUUACUGUGCUGUAUUUAGUAGCACCAAACAUAACUGUGAUGAAUUAUUGGUGUAAAUAAAGAUCGCCUCCUGCCAGCUAAUAUCUUUUGCUACAUUGGGGGAAGAGUUACAUCGGUCUGGUUCAUGACUUAGCAUGGCGGAUGGUACCGAGUGGGCACUGGAUAAUGUUAUUAAGCGACUUAAUGGAUAUAUGAGGGUGUAUAGGAAACUUCAAGCCGUGGUAGGCUGCUCCAGGCAGGGGGGUGUGAAGGUGUAACUUCACAGGAAAUACACAUCCCAGUGGAAAUACGCUGAGUGAUCAGUGAGAACCCAGUCUAGAAAUACGUACUAGUGUGUAGAAUUGUAAUAGUUCCCUCCGGCCACAGCUGUCUCAUAUGCUACAGCGAGCCUCCCUGUACAGCAAAGGAAGUCAACUAAAUUCAGACAUUCUUAUGACAUAGUAGAAAAAAGAAAAACAUGAAAAUUUAAUUUAUGAUAAGGAUGUCAUUUUAAGUGUAAAAUGGAUGAAUUAUUCAGUGUACAGUGUCAGAACUGGCUGCUUCAUGCAAGGUUAGAUCUUAGCCUCAUACCAUGUGCUAAGAUAAAUUUUAUGUGGAUUAAAGACUUAAAUAUAAAGAAAAAAUUAAAAGUUUCAUACUAAAAUAUGUGAAUAUCUAAUAGUGAAAUUGGGAAAAAGUUUUUUUUUUUUUUCUUUUUUCAGGAGGUAGGAGUCAAGAAAGUUUUUUUGGUUUUGUGUUUUUAAGCAGAGCGCAAAAUCUGAAAUCACAAAGGAAAAGAGCAGAAAACAACAUCCGCAUUAAUAUUAAAAACCAGUGCAUAGCAAAGAAAUUUUAAACGCAAAGGACAAAUUGGGAAAAAUAUUUGUAACGUAAGACUGAGUGUCAAUAUAUAAGGGGCUGUUACAAAUUAAAAAAAGGACUAAUAUCUUAAUAAUGAAAAGGCUAUAAGACAAUUCACAGAAAAAAAAAUGUUAAACCCCACGUAUCCAAAAAAAAAAAAAAGCAGAUGAAACCAAGAUUGUAUUGUUGAUUUAGCAAAUUGGCAGAUGAAACCAUAGCCAGUACUUACUGAGCCCUUCCUGUGUCACCCACUAUGUAAGUGUCUCACAUUUUGAGUCACCACCACUCAGUCGUAUAUGAAAAUGUACUGAGUUGCGCAUUUAACAUUUGUGCACCUUGCUGUAAGCAUGUGACACCUUAAGUAGAAAGCUGUUUUGUUUGUCAGCGUUUGGCCCUCCAGGCUGCUGGAAAGUAAAUCACUGUUGUGCUUUGGUUAGGCUGACCUGUGCUUUCUCUGCCUGGUGCUGGGGUGUGACAUGUGGCAGCCCCUUGGACAGCGGUUCUGUUCCUGCUAAGAUUGAUGAGGGGUACCAUGCUCAUGGGGUUCCCAUCCUUCUAUGACUCUCUGACAGUUAUAAAUCCGAAAAUCUGGUAUAAUGGUGUUUGUAGCAACAAUUUCAUUAUGAAUGGAUCUCCCGUCCAUCCCCAUAAUAUUUUAAUUGUGCAUUAAAUAAGGUACUUAUAUAAAAAAAUCCUGCCUUACGAAGUAGCUUGGAUUACUGUAUCUGUACCCACUGGUCUGGUAGGAAAGGCAAGGGGAGAGGCUGAGUCUUAUCUUCACUUGUAUUUCCCUCCACGCCGAGCAGAGGGCCUUUCACUAGGUUGAAAUGUACAAUAAAUGUUCAUUAAACUGCUCUUUUUCUCUUUAUGUCAGUAAAGUAAUUCAUUUUAAACGUCAGUGAUUCUCCAUCCUGAAGAAACAAGACAGGGUAAUUAUGACUGGUAGACUUUUCCAAAAAGUUGAACGCUGGAAUCUUUGUGGUUGACUCCCCACCACCCACCUGGUCAUGGGAAACCCCUGCCAGUGAUUGCAGUGGGAAUGAGCAC
Messenger RNA from Ailuropoda melanoleuca (giant panda), 2753 nucleotides. It is a transcript of the gene NOPCHAP1, whose product is annotated as NOP protein chaperone 1. The transcript is spliced from 5 exons. NCBI's taxonomy places the organism in Eukaryota, Metazoa, Chordata, Mammalia, Carnivora, Ursidae. Bases 60 to 689 code for a protein of 209 amino acids. Gene Ontology annotation, molecular function: box C/D methylation guide snoRNP complex binding. Gene Ontology annotation, biological process: box C/D snoRNP assembly. The record is from RefSeq and is a predicted model, not a curated record.